Molecule: messenger RNA, 1533 nt
Organism: Fragaria vesca subsp. vesca
Lineage: Eukaryota; Viridiplantae; Streptophyta; Magnoliopsida; Rosales; Rosaceae
Product: putative proline--tRNA ligase C19C7.06-like
Exons: 1
Coding region: 1-1533 (510 amino acids)
Biological process (GO): prolyl-tRNA aminoacylation
Cellular component (GO): aminoacyl-tRNA synthetase multienzyme complex; cytoplasm
Molecular function (GO): ATP binding; proline-tRNA ligase activity
Source: RefSeq, a predicted model, not a curated record
AUGGCUGACACAUCUGAGACCAAUUUCAAAGCCAAAGGGUGGUGGUGGAGGUGGUGGUGUGGCGGUGUCGGUUGUGGCCCAUGGGAAAAAGACCAGUGCCAAAGCCAAGGUGAAGAAAUAUUUUUUGAAGAGUGGUAUUCGGAGGUUGUUGUUCAAAGUGAGAUGAUUGAAUACCAUGACAUCUCUGGAUGUUAUAUUUUGAGGCCAUGGACAAUGGCAAUAUGGGAGACCAUGCAAGCAUUCUUUGAUGCAGAAAUAAAGAAAAUGCAGGUCAAAAAUUGCUACUUCCCUUUGUUCGCCUCCCUAACUGUUCUAGACAAAGACAAGGAUCAUAUAGAGGAAUCAGAGGUUGCUUGGGUCACAAAGUCCGGAGAAUCUAAAUUGCAAGUGCCUAUUGCAAUCCGUCCAAGGAGUGAGACUAUCAUGUAUCCCUCUUACUCAAAGUGGAUUAGAGGACACCGUGACUUGCCAUUGAAGUUAAAUCAGUGGUGCAAUGUUGUUCGAUCAGAGUCUAACAAUUCCACCCCAUUAAUCAGAAGUUUAGAGUUCCUUUGGCAAGAAGGCGCAACGGCUUUUGCAACAAAGGAAGAGGCAGAUAAAGAGGUCCUUGAGAUAUUGGAACUUUACAGAAGGAUAUAUGAGGAGUAUCUUGCAGUUCCAGUUUUGAAGGGAACAAAGAGUGAGGGUGAGAAAUUUGCUGGUGCUGUUUACACCACAUGUGUGGAGGCUUUCGUUCCAAAUACUGGCCGCGGUGUAACAGGAGCGGCUGCACAUUGUCUUGGUCAAAACUAUGCUGAAAUGCUCGACAUUACUUAUGAAAAUGAAAAGGGAGAAACAGCAAUGGUUUGGCAGAACUGUUGGUCUUAUAGUACUCGAACGAUUGGAGUGAUGGUAAUGGUGCAUGGAGAUGCCAAAGGCUUGGUACUGCCACCAAAGGUAGCAUCUAUCCAGGCCAUUGUGAUUCCAAGGCCUUCCAAGGACGCUGAUGCACAAGCUAUAUUUGAUGCCUGCUUGAAACCUGUGGAGGAGUUGAGCGAAGCAGGACUUCGUGUGGAGGCUGAUUUGAGGGACUACUACUCACCUGAGUGGAAGCAUUCACACUGGGAACUGAAAGGUGUUCCUCUAAGGAUUGAAAUUAGACCAGAGGAUUUGAAAAAGAAACAAGUACAUUGUGUACGGCGUGACAGUUCUGCGAAAGUGAAUAUUCCUAUGGUCGAUAUGGCAAAGGAAGUGAAAGACAUGCUUGAUAAAAUUCAACAAAAUCUCUUUGAUGUUGCGAAACAAAAACGAGAUGCUUCAGUGGCGGUUGCCAGAACAUGGGAUGAAUUCACAGUAGCUUUGAGUGAGAAUAGAUUGAUCCUGGCUCCUUGGUGUGAUGAACAAGCUGUAGAAGAGGACGUCAAAGCAAGAACAAACAGUGAAGCAAAGUCGCUCUGCUCGACUUUUGAACAGCCUGAACUGCCUCAAGGGACGCUUUGCUUUGCAUCCGGAAAGCCAGCAAAGAAGUUGACCUACUGGGGGAGGAGCUACUAA